Molecule: messenger RNA, 4166 nt
Organism: Drosophila nasuta
Lineage: Eukaryota; Metazoa; Arthropoda; Insecta; Diptera; Drosophilidae
Gene: Tsp
Product: Thrombospondin
Exons: 14
Coding region: 739-3999 (1086 amino acids)
Biological process (GO): cell adhesion
Cellular component (GO): extracellular region
Molecular function (GO): calcium ion binding
Source: RefSeq, a predicted model, not a curated record
GUAGCUUACUCACGCGUCAAAAGAAACACAAACGAAGACAAAAUGCUGCGCGGCCGCUCCGCUGAACGCGUUUCUCGCAGCAACAACAACGACAACAACAUCAUAACACCACACAAACAGAAACAGCAAGAGCAACAAGUUAACAACACAACAUCUUGGCAGCAGCAUCCACCGCAGCCAAAGCCAACAACAGCUGAGAACAAAACAAACUGCAAUCAGGCGACGACGACCGCGACCACUGCAACAACAAAUGCUGCCGCUGCCACUGCCGCCGUCGCAGCCGCAGUCGCAGCUACUGCUGCUUUUGAUGUUGGUGUCGCGGCUGUGUUACCCUUCAGUGUGCGUUUGCACGUUGAACAAGACGGUACACAAACACGGAGCAGAGAGUUAAAUAUACAUAUAGAAGAGAGUCUUCGAUAAGUUUUGUUUGAUCUUAUACCAAGUGAAUAAAUAUCCCGAAAAUUUCAGGAAAUUAAGUGUGUGGCAACAACCAUAAAAAUAACUCAAGUCAACUUUGUUGUUAUUCUAAAUACAUUUACGUUGACAGCAAUAAGUGGUGGCAGCAUCAUCUCAAGUUGCCCCUGUCUGAAUUAAGUACGAGUCGAGUGAGUGAGAAGCGGCUACCUACCCAUAGUUGUUGAAAGUCCAAGUGGCAAACGGAAACGUUAAACGUGCAACGUCCUUGACAAAGAGCGGACGCAGGCACAAAUCAGAUCGAAGUGAAGACGAGUCGAGGCGAUGAAUUGGUCGCGCGUGUUGCUAGUUGGAUUGGCCGCAUUGGGCCUGGCGAUUGUGGAGGUUGCAUCACUCUCACUGGAUCCAGUUGCCUCUGCCGAGUUGGAGCAGUUCAUCAGGAAAGGCGAUGUCGUCAUAUCCACUCGACACAUCAGGCCACGCCGCAAGCUGCACAUUUCGAUUGAGGCGCUGUUCAUGAUUGACUUUCCCAUGUUGAAGCAUAAGAUGUCCUUCUUCCUGGAUCGCAAGCAGCAACGCGUUACGCUCGACAUAAGCGCCAAUGGUGCAACCGAGUCACGCAACUUUGACAUACCCAAUAUCAAUGAGACGAGCACCAUUCGAUCUUUGGCCCUGCAGUUUGCCAAGAAUAGAAUCACAUUGUUUGUGGACUGCAAGGCGAGCACCCACCACGACAUCGACAUGAGUCUGGCCAAACUCUAUACUCAAAUGGACGAUCCAGUAAUCAAGCUGUUCAGAGAACGCAAAUAUCCACUGCACUUUGAUGCAGACAUGGAGCACUCGCUGCAACGUGCCAACUGCCAGAAGGGACUGCAUCGUCGUGGCAAUCGUCGCAUGCUGCGGAACAAGAUCAGCGAGCGUGAGAAGAACAAGAAACGCGAUGUGCGCAGCAAUUGGUAUCACGAGCCAACUCUAGCCCGGGACGGUGUCGAUCAACGACAACACGAAAUACCUACAGAUGUGGAACGUGGCGAUAUUCCCGUCAUGCAUGGCGAUUGUGAAGACGCCCUCGCAAGAUCGCUGAGUGAUCUCUUGGCAUUGGUUAAGCUGCUGCGUGAAGACGUCGCCCACCAGCGCCAGGAGAUUGCCUACUUGCGCAUGCUCUUGGAGAACUGUGCGGGCUGCAAGGAGCCAAGUGGCGAUAAUAACAUCAGACUCGAGCCCAACUGUCGCACUGCGAAUCCUUGUUAUCCUGGCGUUGAUUGCCAUGAUAGUGCCUCGGGACCCAGGUGCGGCCGUUGUCCUGCCGGCCUCAUUGGCGAUGGCAAACUCUGCAAACCGGGCGUCAGCUGCGCCGACAGACCCUGCUUUCUAGGCGUUCAGUGUCACGAUACUGUGAACGGUGCCCAGUGUGACUCCUGUCCGGUUGGCUAUGAAGGUGAUGGACGCACAUGUUCGAUACGUAAUCCUUGUCUGGACACACCAUGCCCCUCAGGUGUCGAGUGCAUUGAGUUAGGCUUCUCGCCCUAUUUCCAGUGCAUUUCUUGUCCGCGUGGCCACAAAAUCAAUGGCACAAACUGCCACGAUGUGGACGAAUGUUCUCUCUAUAGGCCUUGCGAUGAAUCCGCUUCCUGCAGUAACCUAAAUCCCGGCUUCCGCUGUGGUCCUUGCCCGCCAGGCUUUGAUGGCAUUCAUGCUCAUGGCUAUUCUGCUGACUAUUUGGCCGUAGGAUUUCAAAAGCAAACUUGCGAAGAUAUUAAUGAAUGCAAGAUGGGUUUCUUCAGAUGCCCAGAACAUUCCAUUUGUCAGAACACAGUUGGAUCCUACAACUGUCAGUGCAUCGAUGGUUAUGUUGCCAAUGGCACUUUUAGCUGCCUGUCGGCUGCAGAUCUCUGCCCCGAUGGCAGCAUGUGCUCGAGGAAUGCGGAAUGCGUGCCCACGGAUAGCUAUCACUAUCAAUGUCGCUGCAGCGUUGGUUGGGCGGGCAACGGAAAGAUCUGUGGACGUGAUCGCGAUUUGGAUGGCUGGCCAGAUGAGUCGCUUAACUGUGCGGAGCCGCACUGCAGGCGGGAUAAUUGCCCCGACUUGCCAAACUCGGGUCAGGAAGAUGCGGACUUGGAUGGCAUUGGCGAUGCCUGCGAUGAUGAUGCGGAUAGUGAUCAGGUGGUCAACAGCAAGGACAACUGUCCAUUUGCCUACAACAGUGAUCAGUUGGACUCGGAUCACGAUGGCAUUGGCGAUGCCUGUGACAAUUGUGUUUUCAUUUCAAAUCGUCGGCAACUGGAUGCGGAUGAGGAUGGCAUGGGCAACGAGUGUGACGAUGAUAUGGACAAUGAUUCCGUCGUCAAUCAGUAUGACAAUUGUCCACAUGACAGUAAUCCCAAUCAAUCCGAUAUGGACAAUGAUGGUGUGGGCGAUGUGUGUGACAAUUGUCCCACAAUUCCGAAUCCCGCACAAGAGGAUCGGGACAUGGAUCUGGUGGGAGAUGCCUGCGAUAGCGACAUCGAUGGGGAUGACGAUGGUAUACAGGACUCGGAAGAUAAUUGUCCAAUGGUCAGCAAUUCUGAUCAGCUGGAUACGGAUUUCGAUGGCAAGGGCGAUGCCUGUGACGAUGACAUGGAUGGCGAUGGAAUUCCUAACUAUAGAGACAACUGUCCACUGGCCAAAAACCCCGACCAACUCGAUGCAAAUCGUAAUGGCAAAGGCGACAUCUGCGAGGAUGAUGAGGAUGACGAUGGCACUCCAAAUAUCAUCGAUAAUUGCCCAAAUAACUCGAUGAUACAUCGCACAGAUUUCCGAACUAUACGCUCGGUUAUGCUCGAUCCCGAGGGCGAUGCUCAGCUUGAUCCCAACUGGGAGGUGCAUGCAAAUGGUUCCGAGAUUACACAAACUUUAAACUCCGAUCCCGGACUGGUAGUAGGCAGUGAUUCCUUUGGAGGCGUUGACUUUGAGGGAACUUUCUACAUCAAUGAUGAUACGGACGAUGACUAUGUGGGAUUCAUUUUCAGUUAUCAGAGCAAUCGCAAGUUCUACGUGGUGCAGUGGAAGAAGGGAACUCAAACCUAUUGGCAAUCGUCACCAUUCCGCGCCUCCGCCGAGCCAGGGGUGCAGAUAAAGCUCAUUGACAGCAAUACGGGACCGGGAUCCAUGUUGCGCAACAGUUUGUGGCAUGCUGGCGAUACACCAGGACAGGCCAGACUACUCUGGAAGGAUCCGAUGAAUGCCGGCUGGAAGGAGAAGACCUCAUACAGAUGGUCCCUGGUGCAUCGACCCGCGAUCGGUCUCAUCCGACUGCGCAUGUAUGAGGGAGCUCGUUUGAUUCUGGACUCGCACAAUGUCUACGAUGCCACGCUUACCCUGAAGGGCGGUCGCUUGGGCGUUUUCUGUUUUUCGCAAGAGAUGAUUAUAUGGUCGGAUCUGGUUUACAAAUGCAACAGUGAGUACUCGUUUUGGCCCUCUGGCAAUGGUCCUUUGCCCACUCUGAAACCCAUCAUCUCUUUCUCUUUCGUCAUAGCUCGUGUACCGCCCCUUAUCUACAACGAACUGCCAACUCACAUGAAGCUCAAGGUGGAACUGGAGAACUGAACAGUUAAAGUUCCAGUCGUUGUUGUCUUUAACCCAGUUUGACCUAAGCAAAAAAAAGUAUCUGCCAUAAAUCUUAACCAAAUUAACUAAGUACUUAUUUAUUUGUGUGCUGCGAUGCAACCUUAAAUAUUAUAAAAUAAAUACAAAAAUAUUUAAAACAAACCUAA